Molecule: messenger RNA, 594 nt
Organism: Hymenoscyphus albidus
Lineage: Eukaryota; Fungi; Ascomycota; Leotiomycetes; Helotiales; Helotiaceae
Source: the annotation of a GenBank genome assembly
AUGUCUCUCUUCCCACGCUCUUACUACGCUUCCGAGCCCUCCUUCACCCCUCUCUUCCGUCUCCUUGACCAAUUUGACAAUCACUACACAGGCGGCUCUGGAUCUGGAAAGCAAUCUCUCAUGUCAUUCCAGCCCAAGUUUGACCUCAAGGAGAACGAAUCCAACUACGAACUCCACGGUGAACUUCCCGGUGUCGCCCAAAAGGAUAUCAACAUCGAAUUCACUGACGCCCAAACACUCACCGUUCACGGUCGUACUGAACGCCACUACGAGAGCGGUACACCACCAGCUGGCUUCAUCGAGGGAUCAGCAAGCACCAAGUCUAUCGAGAACGGCAAGCAUCAACCAACCUUCGAGGAUGUUCCUGAGGGCAAAUCCUCCAACAACGAGGUGACCAAGAAGACCGAGGAGCCAAAGAAGGAAAAGUCCAAGUACUGGGUCUCUGAAUGCAGCGUAGGAGAGUUCAGUCGAUCUUUCGGAUUCCCAGGCCAUGUUGAUCAGGAUGGUGUUAAGGCGAGCUUGAAGGAUGGAAUUCUCACUGUUAUUGUUCCCAAGGCCAAGAAGCCAACUGGUCGCAAGAUUGCCAUCGAGUAA